GUGCAGACUGUACACACGGCUCUCGGCUCUCGGCUCUCGGCUCGUACAGUUUGAUGCUUGAGGGGGAAACAGGAGCUGAGUCAAGUCGAUGUGGCGCAGGCGACACGUGAGACGGAGCUGUUUCCUACCGGGGAGACGCGCGUGCGCCCUGACCACUGUGCUGAGCGCGUGCAAAGUGGCAGCUCAGGGGAAGUGAAGACAGCAGUGUGAAGCGCGGACACGGACAGUGCAGCAUCUCCAAGCCUCCGCUCUGAACACGCCGCGGAGAGGCGCUUUUACGCACGAGAACCAGAGCCAAGGCACGAACCCGGGACGAAGAGCGGCGCGAUGGACGAGAGGAUCGCGCGUUUACAGGACAGACAAUUCAUGGAACACGCGGAUUUUCUGGGGAUGGACUACCCCUCUCUGUACAUGUGCAAGUCCAAGAGAGGAAUCAAGCGCGAGGACGGGGGGAAGGACGCGUACAAGUUGCCGCACCGGCUCAUCGAGAAAAAGAGACGGGACCGGAUCAACGAGUGCAUCGGUCAGCUCAAAGACCUCCUGCCCGAGCACCUCAAGCUCUCGACGCUGGGGCACCUGGAGAAAGCCGUGGUGCUGGAGCUCACGCUGAAGCAUUUAAACGCGCUGACCGCAGUCACGGAGCAGCAGCACCAGAAAAUCCUCGCGCUGGAAAACGGAGAUCGGUCCAUCAAACCUCUCCACGCGGACCUGGACGCGUUCCAGUCGGGCUUCCAGGCGUGCGCCAAAGAGGUCCUGCAGUAUUUGGCUCAGUUUGAGAACUGGACCACUCGAGAACAGCGGUGCCUACAGCUCAUCAACCACCUCCACAAAGUUCUGGCUCAGCUCCAGUCUGGCGCGCCCCCGCUACAGCAUCAGCUGCUCAGCGGCGGGGACGCGCAGCAGGACGCGCAGAAACCGGGCGACGGUCAGGCCAACUGCGUCCCGGUGAUCCAGAGGACCCAGGGCGGGGAGCUGAACGAGAACGACACGGACACGGACAGUGGGUACGGGGGCGAGGCGGACAAGAGCGACAAAGACAAAGACUGUGACAAGAGCCGCGGCUCCAAACCAAUGAAAAUCAAGCAGGAGUUUGGAGAGGAGCGCGCGCCUAAGAAACCAAAGAUGAACUGGCCCGUGACGGACCCCACGCGGCCGGAACUGUCACUCAUGAACUCUCUGAUGGGAAUAACGAGCCUGGGACAGCAGACGCCCAUCUGCAUGCCUUUCUACUUCAUCAACCCGUCCGCCGCCGCCUCCUACAUGCCUUUUUUCGACAAGAGCGGCUCAGAGAAGUUCAUGUACCCCGCGGCGGCUCUCGCCUCGCCGUUCCCGUGGCUCUACCCCGCGCACGCUUCCGCCGCAGCCGCCGCCGCCGCCGCCGCGUUCCCGGGUCUCUCCGCGCACCUCGCCGCCGCCGCACAGACCAAAGACUCUUUCCGGUGCGACAGCGACGGGUCACGUGAGGCUGACGGCGACGGGUCACGCGAGGUCGACGCCGCUUCGCCUGAGGAGCACGAGGAGAGUCCCGCGAGCGAGAGCGCGGACGGUGACGCAGCGGAGACGUCAGCGGAGAAGAGCCCCGUGCACUUCCCCGCGUGCCAAACGGACUGAGUGUCUCCGUGCGCGUGGGGAGCGCUGUGCGCGCGCGUGCCUUUGCACUUGGCUUAAUCAUUCUGAAUGAAUCUCGACAAUGAUUGACGCUCACGUGACUUUUGUAUCCUCUUUGAUAAAAUAUUUUCAAAGUGGCAACAGUUUGGUGCCAAAUCUUUGUGCGCAUCUUUGUGCGCAGUUCCCAAUCAGUGCGGCUUUUUUGGAUGUAGGAGUUUAACUGACCUCUGCCAAGGUGAUUGGCUCAUUUUUGUACAUAAUCUUCUGCUCAUCGUGUAAAUGUGCACUGAACGGCCUGAUGCGGUUUCCCUCUUACCUCAUCUCAUCCUCACGGGUUCGGACACUCGGAUCAAAAACGACAUUUGAGCAACAUUUGAGCAAAUCUGCACAAAUGAUCCGCGUGAGGCGAGUCACUCUGUCCAGUGUUUACGUCACAAUCAGUCAGACCAGCACAGUGGGGACAGCACUUUAUGAACCUUUGCUCUUGAAUGUACCUGCUCCCAUCUCUUUGUAUAUAAGCUCAUUGACAGCGAGAGGCGUAAGUGCACUUCUCCUCUGCUUCGUCCCAUCAACAGGACAUUCUGAACAACUGAACGUCACACUUUGUAACGAGGAUCCUGAAGCAGCUGGAGCGCGGCACAGACGUGCCUCUUUUAUAACUUUCUCUUUAAGUGUAGCUUCACUGCAAAAACACAUCUGCUCUGGGUUUCCAUCCCACACGCUUUUGUAUUUUUCCAGAUCUUUGCCUCAGUGGCAUGUGCGUCUUAAUAUCUAUAUUUUGUGAAUAGAGCAGAACUGAAGCGUCUGUCGUUGUUGUAGAAGUCUCUGGGUUUUUUAAACUGUUGCACACUUCGUUAAUGCUUUACACAUUCGCUGGUAUCAAUUAUGGCUCAUGAGUUGCAAAAUAAACAUGAAAACUCC
Messenger RNA from Boleophthalmus pectinirostris (great blue-spotted mudskipper), 2529 nucleotides. It is a transcript of the gene bhlhe41, whose product is annotated as basic helix-loop-helix family, member e41. Gene Ontology annotation, biological process: circadian regulation of gene expression; anterior/posterior pattern specification; regulation of neurogenesis. Lineage: Eukaryota; Metazoa; Chordata; Actinopteri; Gobiiformes; Gobiidae. The coding region runs from base 328 to 1611 and encodes 427 amino acids. Gene Ontology annotation, cellular component: nucleus. Gene Ontology annotation, molecular function: RNA polymerase II cis-regulatory region sequence-specific DNA binding; DNA-binding transcription factor activity, RNA polymerase II-specific; protein dimerization activity. The transcript has 6 exons. The record is from RefSeq and is a predicted model, not a curated record.